Venustampulla echinocandica is the source of this 1536-nucleotide messenger RNA. RefSeq names its product putative SIK1-involved in pre-rRNA processing. Gene Ontology annotation, cellular component: small-subunit processome; box C/D methylation guide snoRNP complex. The transcript is spliced from 3 exons. Gene Ontology annotation, molecular function: snoRNA binding. Lineage: Eukaryota; Fungi; Ascomycota; Leotiomycetes; Helotiales; Pleuroascaceae. The record is from RefSeq and is a predicted model, not a curated record. Bases 1 to 1536 code for a protein of 511 amino acids.
AUGUCCGCCAUUGAUUAUCUGCUCCACGAGAGCUCGGUGGGGUAUGCGAUCUUCCAGGUCGUGCACCAAGCCGAUGUGGUUGGGAACCGAUUGAAGGAGGUUCAAGAUGCGGCUCAGGAUUUAGCAAAGUUCGGGAAGAUGGUCAAGCUUGUCAGCUUUGCGCCAUAUAGAGGAGCGGCCGAAGCUCUUGAGAACAUCAACCUGGUAUCCGAAGGCGUCCUGUCCGACUACCUCCGCUCGAACCUCGAAUUGAACUUGCCAAAGCCUUCCAAGAAGAAGAAGGUCGUGCUGGGAGUGUCCGAUAAGAAUUUGGCCGGAAGCAUCAAGGCUUCGUUCCCUGGUGUCGAUUGCGAGACGGGCGAGACCUCCGAAGUCGUUGCAGACUUACUUCGUGGCUUGCGGUACCAUGCGGGCAAGCUCCUAAAGGGUCUUCAAGAGGGCGAUGUCGAGCGAGCACAACUCGGUCUAGGUCACGCAUACUCCCGCGCCAAGGUCAAGUUCUCGGUCCAGAAGAAUGAUAACCAUAUCAUCCAGGCCAUCGCAACCCUGGAUCACCUCGACAAGGCUGUCAAUACCUUCUCCAUGCGUGUUCGCGAAUGGUACGGCUGGCACUUCCCUGAGCUCAUUAGAAUCGUUUCAGACAACCACACCUACGCCAAACUCGCACUACACAUUGGUGACAAGCAGACUUUAACCGACGAAUCUCUACAUGACCUUGCUGCCAUUGUGAACGACGAUGGAGAUAUCGCUCAAGCCAUCAUUGAUGCAGCACGCGUGAGCAUGGGGCAGGAGAUCUCAGAGAGUGACAUGGAGAACGUUUCGGCAUUUGCGAACCGUGUGGUUAAGCUGGCCGAGUACAGACGGUCGCUAUUCCAGUACCUUGUCGACAAGAUGGCUAUUGUUGCACCUAAUCUGGCCACCCUAAUCGGCGAGGUUGUUGCAGCACGGCUGAUCUCCCACGCUGGUUCCCUUACCAAUCUUUCAAAGUACCCCGCCUCGACUGUCCAGAUUCUUGGUGCCGAAAAGGCCCUGUUCAGAGCCUUGAAGACCAAGGGCAACACACCCAAGUACGGAUUAAUCUAUCACUCAAGCUUUAUCGGCCGUGCAGGCGCAAAGAACAAGGGCCGAAUCUCAAGAUUCUUGGCCAACAAGUGCAGUAUUGCUAGCAGGAUCGACAAUUUCUCAGAGGAGCCAUCCACCAAGUUCGGUGAGGCGUUAAGAAAACAAGUCGAAGAGAGAUUAGAUUUCUACGCAAGCGGAACCGCCCCAACGAAGAACGAGGAUGCUAUGAAAGCAGCCAUGGACUCAGUGCUAGCAGAUAUCAACGUUGCAGACCCAUCUGCCGAUGCCGACAUGGAAGACAUUGCACCCAGCUCCGUCCCCAAGCAAGAAAAGAAGUCCAAGGAUAAGAAAGAGAAGAAGGAUAAGGAGGGCAAGAAGGAUAAGAAGGACAAGAAGCGGAGACACAGCGAGGCUAACGACGACGUCGAAGUAGAUGCGGGCGAGAAGAAGAAGAAGAAGAAGUCCAAGAAUUAG